This is a messenger RNA of Colletotrichum navitas, 501 nucleotides long. RefSeq lists its product as uncharacterized. The record is from RefSeq and is a predicted model, not a curated record. NCBI's taxonomy places the organism in Eukaryota, Fungi, Ascomycota, Sordariomycetes, Glomerellales, Glomerellaceae. The transcript is spliced from 2 exons. The annotation marks the transcript as partial.
CCCCGUUGCUGUCGGGCCGCAGCAUGUGUAAGUAGGGGGCAGCCAGCCAGCCAGCCACAGGCAGCCAGCCACAGGCAGCUCAGUCAGACUUGAUGAAGUCCAUGUGCGAAAAGUUUGUCUUCCACUACAAGUUUGCUGACGCCAUACCCGUACGGUGGGCCUUGGCUUACAGUCAGUCCAGCGCAGCAAAAGUAACUGCGAGAAUUCCCCUCACAGACGAGUUGCCUGGCUGUCGACGACGUGCCAAGCAGAGAGACGUUGUAACCGACGCCCAAAGUGGUCGUCGUUUGGUGGCGGUCGAGCGACGGCAAUGUAGCAGCGCCUCAGUUUGCGCAGUUUGGUUCGUGGCGGGGAACCAGGUUGCUCGGCUCGUGUACUGUAGUUGAAGCUCGACAUCCCAUCCCAGAGUCCUUUGGACGUGCUUAUUACGACCUCGGUGCUGGCCUAGAACGCUCUUGUUCCUGGCUAGGUGUUAGUCAGUGUGCGGGGGGGGGGGGAUGG